AUGCGCUCCAUUCAGCAACGAGGACUAGCUUUCCCCAUGCGUUACCAAGCAUAUGGACCUACGCUAUCAUUGGACUCGUGGCUUGAACAUUUAUGGGGCAAAGUCGCAGCGGUGUUCUUUAUGGCACGAGGACGCGGCGACGGUGGGAAGACCAUCUAUCAAGUCUACACUCAGAACGAACCUUCGACAGCAACAUUUGUCAAAAAUACAGCCGGGGAUGUCAUAGCCUCAUGGGAGUGGAGAGAAAUCCGGUCUGAUAUCAUAACUCUCGGUGGCGCAAGUCCUACGCCUGUCAGUUCGUGGUCGAAGAAGAGCAUUGUGCCUUUCAAGGAGUACGGAAAUGGACCCGGACUUUUCUUUGAACCCAUUGUCCGCUUCCAAAAAUCCCGACGAGCCGCAGACUCAACCCAUACGCCCACUCAGUUGAUCUUUGAUGAACGCGCCGAAGAGAUUAGAGACCUCGUUGUGAUCUCGUUCCCUGUGCUGGAGAAGAGUCGAAGGAAAACAGAGAGUUCUACCAUGAAUAAGGCGCAUGUUCUCACCCAGCCAGCCUUUGCGGCUCUAGGAUCUACAAACUACGUACUCAAGAAUGGAGGUACCUAA
Guyanagaster necrorhizus is the source of this 603-nucleotide messenger RNA. RefSeq lists its product as uncharacterized. The record is from RefSeq and is a predicted model, not a curated record. The transcript has 5 exons. Lineage: Eukaryota; Fungi; Basidiomycota; Agaricomycetes; Agaricales; Physalacriaceae. The coding region runs from base 1 to 603 and encodes 200 amino acids.